AUGGCCUCAGUUACAAUCAAGUGUUUCGUCGGCCUCCAUCAAUCUUCACCGGAAAAAUACCACCGUCAUUACUCGUUUACCGCUCCAUCUAAAUGCGUUGUACGAAGCCAACGCCACAACCGUCGUCUUAAUGUUGUGCAGGCUGCCAAAUCUAGUCCCAAAAUCACUGGACGAAACCUCCGCGUUGCAGUGGUUGGCGGUGGUCCUGCCGGUGGCGCAGCUGCCGAAACUCUUGCCAAAGGUGGUAUAGAGACUUUCCUCAUCGAGCGCAAAAUGGACAAUGCUAAGCCCUGUGGUGGGGCUAUCCCACUUUGCAUGGUCGGAGAAUUUGACUUGCCAUUGGAUAUAAUCGACCGCCGUGUCACCAAAAUGAAAGUCAUCUCCCCGUCAAACGUCUCCGUCGACAUCCAUAAAACUCUCAAACCCCAUGAGUACGUCGGCAUGGUCCGUCGGGAAGUCCUCGACGGCUACCUUCGUGAACGCGCUAUAGCCUCCGGCGCCACCAUAAUCAACGGACUUUUCACCAAAAUGGACAUACCCCAAGAGAAAAACGCGCCGUACAUCCUCCAUUACAACGCCUUCAACGGUGAAUCCGUGUCCGCCGGAGAAAAGAUGAGUAUCGAAGUCGACGCAGUGAUUGGCGCCGAUGGUGUCAAUUCCCGUGUCGCAAAAUCCAUCGACGCCGGAGAUUAUGAAUACCUCAUCGCUUUCCAAGAACGAAUAAAGCUUCCAGAAGACAAAAUGAAGUACUACGAGAACCUCGCAGAGAUGUACACCGGCGAUGAUGUGUCACCAGACUUCUACGGUUGGGUGUUUCCGAAAUCCGACCACGUGGCAGUCGGAACAGGAACUAUAGGGCACAAACCUGAUAUUAAAAAGUUCCAGGACGCCACGCGCCGCCGUGCACAUGACAAGAUUGUUGGAGGAAAGAUCAUGCGGGUGGAAGCUCACCCCAUCCCUCAACACCCUCGACCGAGGAGAGUACUGGAGAGGGUAGCGUUGGUAGGAGAUGCCGCCGGGUAUGUUACAAAAGGCUCCGGCGAAGGGAUAUAUUUUGCGGCAAAGAGUGGGCGGAUGUGUGCGGAGGCGAUAGUGGAAGGGUCGGAGUAUGGGAGGAGGAUGGUUAAUGAGGAAGAUAUGAGGAAUUAUUUGAAGAAAUGGGAUAAAACAUAUUGGCCGACGUUUAAGGUGAUGGAUGUGUUGGAGAGGUUGUUUUACAGGUCGAAUCCGGCGAGGGAGGCUCUUGUGGAGUUAUUUGGAAAUGAAUAUGUGCAGAGGAUGACGUUUGAUAGCUACAUGUACAAGAAGGUGGCGCCGGGGAAUCCAUUGGAGGACUUGAAGCUUGCAGUGAAUACAAUUGGGAGCCUUGUUAGGGCCAACGCGCUUAGCAAGAGGAUGGCUAAUUAA
Messenger RNA from Lactuca virosa, 1407 nucleotides. Lineage: Eukaryota; Viridiplantae; Streptophyta; Magnoliopsida; Asterales; Asteraceae. The record is from the annotation of a GenBank genome assembly.